This is a messenger RNA of Photinus pyralis (common eastern firefly), 594 nucleotides long. RefSeq lists its product as uncharacterized. The transcript is spliced from 2 exons. Lineage: Eukaryota; Metazoa; Arthropoda; Insecta; Coleoptera; Lampyridae. Gene Ontology annotation, molecular function: odorant binding. The record is from RefSeq and is a predicted model, not a curated record. Bases 119 to 556 code for a protein of 145 amino acids.
AGCGUUGUUGCCCAGUCUUGCACCAUAAUCUGUAAAACUUAGAUUGGUAAACAGUCUAAAACUAUAUAAACACACAAGAAAGCUUUUACUGUAGAUAAAAGUGCUUGAACUAUUAAACAUGAAGGUCUUGUGUUUUGUGCUACUUUGGUGUGUCAUGCAGGUGCUGUCAAGGGACGUGCCCGACGAAUCACUAGACGACUACGCGUUUGAAUGUUUUAAAGAACUCAACAUCGAUAAAGCGAAGUUCUCGUCGUACUUCGAUGACGACAUGAGGAUGCGCGAUUUGGAUGAAACCGGAAUUAAGAUAAUGAAAUGUGGAGUUGAAAAGAGCAACUUUUUCAACCAGGACGGAAACGUUAAUAAAGAUGUGAUGAUGAAAUCCGUUACCAAAUGGCUUAAACUGCGGCUUACUAAGGGCGGGGAUAAGGAUUGGGAAGCGUUGGCCGAGCAAUUUUGGGGAAAAUGUGAGGAUCGCUUGAAGGGGGAGGACAAAGUGGAGGUGAUGAAAAAUUGGAAUCACUGUUUUACUGAUGAAGUUAUUCUUUAUAAUAAAUAAACAUGCUUUUUCUGUCUAAUAAAUAAUGUUUAGACUUC